AUGCCCCUCAGAUCCAUUGAUGUCGAAAACCUCACCCAGACUAACCUUCUACAGGACGUCAUUGAGGAUCAAGAGCAAGCCAUAUACGACCUUGCGAACUCCAUUCUCUCGAACAGCAAGGAUUCUGGUCCAAUAUCGGCACUUGAGACCGUCAUCUACUUCCUUCGUGAAUCCUUACAAUUGCGCCCCCGCCUUCACCCUCGUAGAUCUGAAUCGCUCCAUCAUCUUGCUACUGCCCUCAUAACCAGAUUCGAUCGCAUCGGUCAGAUCUCAAGUCUCAAUCUCGCUAUUGCUUUGCAUCGUGAUGCUCUUCGUUUGCGCGGUCCACAGCAUCCCAAAUACUCAGCCUCGUUGGUCGGCUUGGCCGAAGGGCUCAGUGAACGCUUUCGCUGCACCGGUCAAGUACAAGACGCUUACGAGGCGGCACUGUUGUACAGCAAAUCCUUCCAUCUCCAACCUACAUCACAUUCCGACCAUCUAGCAUCCUCGUCACUUGUUGCAGCAUUGCUCACGCGAUUCAGCGCCAUUGGCCAGCCACAAGAUUUUUAUAGUGCAGUCUCGCGACAUCACGGAUCACAGAUGAUAGGCCAGGAAGACCAAUUGGAAGCGUAUGGGUUGGGCUACAGGGCUGGCGAGCUCGUCGCUACGUUCCGUCAAAACGGUCAAACCUCAGAUCUUGACGCAGGCAUUUGGCUGUACAGGCAAGCCCUCGUUCUACUGUCAGCUCAUGACCCAAACCGCACCAAGUUUAUGAUAAAUCUGUCGAGCGCCCUUACCACGCGAUUCGAGAACUCUGGUCAUCGCGCUGAUUCGUUAGAGGCAGUCGCUAUCAAUCGCGAGGUCCUCAAAUUACUAUCUCAGUCGCAUCCUGACCGUUCCAUGGUCCUCAACAACCUUGCAAAUACUCUAGACAUGCGAUACGGUCAGAUGGGUCAGCUCGAGGACCUGCACGAGGCACUUUUACUUCACCGAGACGCACUGAAGCGUCGACCUAUACCUCAUCCCGAUCGAGCGAUGUCACUGAGCAACCUUGCUUCUACCCUUGGCGCACUAUUCGGUCGAACGGGGGAGUUGGCAGACUUGGACGAAGCUGUCAAAUUGCUUCGGGAGGCUCUUAUUUUGCGCCCCGCACCACACUCUAUGCGAUCACACUCACUGAACAAUCUCGCCACUGCUCUUGAUACACGAUUCACACAAACAGGCCAAAUAGACGAUCUCGAUGAGGCGAUAUCUCUUCAUCGCGAGGCCCGUUUACUCUUACCUCCGCCACAUCCCGAGCGGCCGUACUCUCUGAUAAACCUUGCAAAUGCUCUUGUUGCUCGAUUCGACCAAACAAGACAACAGGUAGACCUCAAUGAAGCCAUAGCAUUGUUCAGGGCUGCUCUGAUGCAGCUACCCAAACAGCAUACCAGUCGCCCAGGUUCUAUGAGUGUCCUUGGUUCUGCUCUUUCCAAACGAUCUCGGAAAAUUGGCCAGCUCGAUGAUAUCGAUCAAGCCGUCUCAUUGCAUCGUGAAUCGUUGUUGCUGAUACCACCGCUCGAUCCUGAUCGGCCGCGAUUGCUUCACAAUCUGGCUAACACGCUUGCAAGGCGCUUUGAUAAGCAAGGUCAGAUUCACGACUUGCAUGAAACUGUCUGUCUUCAUCGGGAGGCAUUGGAGCUUCGCCCCUCAGGACACCCCGAUCGACUCCUGUCGCUCAACGAGUUGGCUAGGGUUCUUUCUAGGAGGUUUGACAACACAGGCGAUAUCAGUGAUCUUGACGAGGCCCUUCGGGCAUGCCGCGAAUGCGUGCAUAAACUCCCAGCAGAUGAUCCUGCCACAUGUACCUACGCAGGAACUCUAGGGGACGUACUGAUGUCUUUGCAUUCACAUUCACAAACCCAUAAAUCAGAUCAUCUAGGCGAUGCUAUGGCAGCAUUUCGUGCUGCUGCGACGUGUAAGUCUGCAGGUGCAUUGAGACGAUUCGUCGUCGCGCGACGUUGGGCUUACCAUGCAGAUGGUAUCCACUCAUCUGCGUUGGAGGCAUUUCGGACUGCGAUACAGCUCUUGCCUCAUAUAGCGAUGCUCGGCUUGGAUUUAACAUCGCGACAUGAAGUGUUAUCUCAAAUUUCGGGGAAUAGCACCUUGGCUUGCGAUGCUGCGCUUUGCGCUAUACGGUCCGACCAGCCAGCAGUUGCAGUAGAGCUCAUUGAAGAAGGUCGGGCCAUUUUUUGGGCGCAAGCCCUGCAACUUCGUACUCCGUUAGACGAUCUUCGACUCGUCAAGCCGGCGCUGGCGCAGAAAUUGGAGAACAUUUCGCGUGCGCUCGAACUGGGCUCUCAGCGGGAGAACUCUAGACUCACCACAGACAAGUCGCAAAAGGUGAUGAUGAUGGAAGCCGAAGAAGUUCGAUAUCGUCGUCUGAACGAGGACUGGCUCCGUGCAGUUACAGAGGCUAGGGGGGUGGAAGGGUUUCGCAAUUUCUUACGUCAUAAAAGACUAGUCGAUCUACAGAAGGCUGCAUCCAAUGGUCCAGUUGUCAUCCUCAUCGCUGGCAACACUGCGUCUUCCGCACUGAUCGUCAUGUCCUCCGGCGUGGAGUCUAUCUUGCUUCCUAGCCUCACCCAUGCGGAUGUAGAAGUUCUUGUCCGCUCACUAAAAACAGCGCUUUCCUUCGAUAUGUAUUCCUUCAUGAAAACGUUGAAAGCACCUCUGAAGGCCCUCGUCGAGAAAGGCCAAGCAUACCGACGCAUCUCGGAUUUAUCAGUGCAUCCCGACGAGCGGGCAUACAACACAAAGCGGCGAGCUAAACGUCCUUCUGAAGAACCAGACGACGUCUUCAGAGAUAUCUUAGCCAUUCUUUGGACAUGUGUAGUCAAGCCCGUCAUUCAACACUUGGCCGUGAAGAAAACUAAUACUCCUCCGCGCCUGUGGUGGUGCCAAACCGGAUCGUUUGCACUAUUGCCAAUUCAUGCGGCUGGCAUAUAUGCUCCAAACCAUCCGUCGACCGAGAAUGCUCUUGAUUACAUCGUGUCGUCAUACACACCGACUUUAAGUUCUCUACUUGCUCUGACACCACCUAGGGAGGAUCAGUUCAAGAUGGUAGUGACUAUACAACCCCCAAAUUCUAGGUAUCGGCAGUUGCCUUGUGCUAAGGAUGAGUUGAAUAAGAUCCAGCAGCAUGUACCUGAAGAAUAUCUGGUCGCGUUUGGUAUACCCGGGGCUCCCUCUUCCGUGGAAAUGAUCACUGCCAGUCUCCUGGAAGCCUCCAUCGCUCACUUUGCAUGUCACGGCCAGCAAGAUCCCAAGCAUCCGCUCGAAAGCUGCCUUCUCUUGGAAGACGGCCCGCUCAAAAUUUCUCGUGUCCUUGCGACACCAAAGCCGAAUGCGUGGCUGAUCUUUCUAAGUGCAUGUCAAACUGCGAUGGGCGACGACAGACUUCCUGAUGAAGUCAUCCACCUCGCGGCGAGCUUCCUAUUCUCCGGGUUUCGCACCGCAGUGGCCACCAUGUGGUCAAUCAGAGAUAAGGAUGGGCCUACCAUCGCAGAUCACUUCUAUGCUGAACUUUUUGGUGACCAAACUAUUGGCAAGGGCUCCAGCACUACAGGAGCUGCUCAAGCUCUUCAUCAAGCCGUCAUCAAGCUACGCACAGAAUGUGAAAACGCAGCCUUCGAGCGUUGGGUGCCCUUUAUCCAUCUAGGUUUGUGA
This is a messenger RNA of Heterobasidion irregulare TC 32-1, 3687 nucleotides long. RefSeq lists its product as uncharacterized. Gene Ontology annotation, molecular function: protein binding. Lineage: Eukaryota; Fungi; Basidiomycota; Agaricomycetes; Russulales; Bondarzewiaceae. The transcript has 4 exons. The coding region runs from base 1 to 3687 and encodes 1228 amino acids. The record is from RefSeq and is a predicted model, not a curated record.